Molecule: messenger RNA, 431 nt
Organism: Myotis davidii
Lineage: Eukaryota; Metazoa; Chordata; Mammalia; Chiroptera; Vespertilionidae
Product: granzyme H-like
Exons: 2
Coding region: 75-416 (113 amino acids)
Biological process (GO): proteolysis
Cellular component (GO): cytoplasm; intracellular membrane-bounded organelle
Molecular function (GO): serine-type endopeptidase activity
Source: RefSeq, a predicted model, not a curated record
CAGAGGAAGGCCACCCUGACUGCUGCUGUGAGCUCCUCAGGCUGCCCAGGAGGGGAGAGCAGGUGAAGCCAGGGAUGGUGUGCAGAGUGGCCGGCUGGGGGCGACUAGACCUGAGCACCAGCACAGACACUCUGCAUGAGGUAGAGCUGGAAAUCCAACAGGAUGAGCAGUGCAUCUCUUGCUACAGACGCGGUUACAACAGAGCCACAGAGAUCUGUGUGGGGGACCCAGAAAGGAUUCAGUCUACUUUUAAGGGCGACUCUGGGGGCCCCCUCGUGUGUGACAACAUGGCUCAGGGCAUUGUCUCCUUUGGGAAAAAAUAUGGGAAAACUCCUCAUAUUGAAAUGAAGAUUUCCAGCUUUCUGUCCUGGAUAGAAAGAACAAUGAGACGUUUCCAACUGCAGAGACCAGACUGAGGCACCAGGAAUAGA